AUGUGUAUUUGUUUAACAAAAACAAGCAUUUGCAAUAUGUAAAAAUAUAAUUCAUAAAUAGCUAUUUCUAUAUUGUGAUUGUGUUAACUAUAAUAGAUGUCUUGAUAACCAUGUCUAUAAUUAUCUAUUAUGGUAGAAAAUUAAAAAGAGUCUUAGUUCAUGUAAGAAAUCGAUUCUCAUCAAAUAAAAAUGAUAUGUCUUAAUAAUUAAUUCAUCCUUUUUUUGAAGCUGAUCUACCCAAAGAAAAGAUUCAUUAAAUUUAAUUAGUAGUAAUUUCAAUAACAUUUAAUACAAUACUGUAUGUAAUCAUAAUUAUAAUACUUUUUUGGAGUGACAGAGAUCUUUUAUGUGAUUUUGAGAAAGAUGAUAUAUUAGAUGUAAAAAAUAAUAUCAUGAUCUUUAUAUUCACUGCAACCUAAUUAAUUCCUUGUUUUAUUGUUCCAUAUGCAUUUAAUUAUAGACUAAAAGAAACAACAUAUAAGUAAAUAUAACUUAUAUCUUUCAAGUGAUGAUGGAUUAGAAUUUACUAGAGAAAGAGCAGCAUCAUCUAAAUUUUAAAUAGAUGAAACUAAUGAUGUUUUUGUACAAAGAUUAACUAGAGGAAGAGUAAAAUAAGAAGAUGAAUGA
Messenger RNA from Paramecium pentaurelia, 627 nucleotides. The record is from the annotation of a GenBank genome assembly. Lineage: Eukaryota; Ciliophora; Oligohymenophorea; Peniculida; Parameciidae.